UGUCCGUUUGGUUUGAGAGUUUUCCAGCGUUUUCUUGAAGCUGCGUUUUAUCAAGCUGGGACCCACGCCAAGCUGAAGUGAGGAAACGCAGGGCAGCAAACGCAAGUUUCACUUUUACGCACCGUUUCAUUUAUUCCCAAACGCGUAUCACUGUUCAUGGACCGUUUUACUGCUGUACGCACCGUUUCACUAAGCUGUACGCAUUUCACUAGCAAGACCUGAAACAAAAAAGACUUCCUGCGCGUCCUGUUCAUGGCUUUGGGAGUGUGCUAAAACGGUGCGCUCAUUGCAGACCAGGCUUGGAGUAUCAGAUCAAAACGGUGCGCAAUUAAUCCAAACGGCUAUUUCCAUUCUCAACUACCGGUGGCAGAAUGCAGUCAAUCCCCUUCAAUGCUCUGUCCGAAGCCUCUUCAAUGUCUUUCACCCACCCACCAACCACAAAGCUAUCAAAACUCUUCACACCAGUUUUUGUUUGCAAACCCAGUACGCAGAACCAAAAAAAAAGCUCACCUCUGUUCAACAAACGCUCGAGCUCAGCUUCUCUUCGCUUGGGUCAUCGUUGCCGCUGCUGUGGAACAAUUCAUUCACGGUUUUGUAAUGGUGGGAUUGAGUAUGGUGAAUCGUUGAUGAUGUUGUGAAUGCUCAUAGAGAGGAGAUUGAUGAUCUUUAUGUGAAGGAUGGGAUCAUUGUUGCUGUGAAGUGCUGCAUUAAGCAUUAGAUAUCAUCCGUAUUUGAAGGCUUUGAAUUUUUAAGCUCGAUAUCUUUUAGAUCAUUGUGCAAUAGUUAUAAAGCAGUCUCAAGGUAUACAAAAGGAUGGAUUUGCUAAGAGACUCAUCUGAUUCCCAGCACCAGGACGCAGACUUCGACCUGAGUGAUGACAUUGUCCUCGCAGCAUAUCUAGCUGGGUGUGCAUGUCUAGCUUACGUGGAUACCUACAUGACCAAAGUACCAUUGCAUACUAAUAUACAAACAGGCUUCGAAUGGGUACAGUAUAUUUUAACUGGACAUGAUAAGAAAUGUCAAAGAAAUUUUAGAAUGUCAAGCUAUGUGUUUAGACAAUUGUGUAAUACACUGCGUCAGUAUGGAUAUUACGGUACCAGAAAUGUUUGCUUGGAAGAGUCUCUGGCAAUGACAUUGAUGGUACUUGGUCAUGCUGGGGGUAACAGAAUGGUACAGGAAAGAUUUCAGCGCUCCGGUGAGACAGUGCAUCGACACGUGAAGACAGUAGUUACAUUGUUAGCCACCGUUAUGGCACCAGACAUUAUCCAGCCUACUGAUCGUACAUUUCGAGAUGUGCCAGAACAUAUUCAACAUUCACAUCGAUAUUGGCCACAUUUCAAGGAUUGCAUUGGUGCAAUUGAUGGGGUCCAUGUCCCCGUCGUCGUUGGUGAGAAUGAGCAGCUCCCAUACUAUAGCAGGAAGGGGACCACCACAACAAAUUGCAUGUGCGCAUGUGACUUUGACAUGAAGUUCACAUUUGCAUGCGUUGGAUGGGAAGGGUCAGCGCAUGACACGAGGAUUUUUUCAAGCUGCCUCAAUGAUGACAGUAACAACUUUCCAAAAGCUCCACUUGGAAAGUAUUAUCUGGUUGAUUCAGGAUACCCUAUGAGAAGAGGGUUCCUUGCACCAUAUAAAGGGGAGAGGUACCACAUUGGAGAAUUUCGACCUUCUGAAGUGUUGCAUCGUCCAGAGGAGAGAUUUAAUUAUCUCCAUUCAUCACUCCGUUCGGUCAUAGAACGAACUUUUGGAGUUUGGAAGAAUAAAUGGGAAAUUUUGAGACAUAUGCCACCCUUUAAGAUGCGCACUCAAAACUUGAUCAUUGUUGCUACAAUGGUUCUUCACAAUUUCGUUAGAGCACAUGAGAUAAACAAUGACGAUUCAUGUUCCAGAUCUAUAGGGGGCAUAUCAUUUGGUAAUGAGAGAGGUUAUUAUGAUGUCGUGGCAGAAGCAGUCUCAGUCUUGGAUGAACCUGAGAUGAAACAGGUUCGUAUGGAUAUCACAGCAUCGAUAUGUGCGGACGAUGACUGAUUUUUGUGGGAACCAUAACUGAUGGUUCACAAACUUUGUCAUGAGUUUGUUUUGUUGGGAAGCAUAAGGAUCAAGUGUUCAAUCUGUAUCUUAGCAACUUUCAGGAAACUUGAUAGUUUAUCCAAAUUCACACAAAAAGUGUUUUGUUGUUGGCAUCGACUAUG
This is a messenger RNA of Quercus robur (English oak), 2192 nucleotides long. Its product is annotated as L10-interacting MYB domain-containing protein-like. The record is from RefSeq and is a predicted model, not a curated record. Lineage: Eukaryota; Viridiplantae; Streptophyta; Magnoliopsida; Fagales; Fagaceae. The transcript is spliced from 6 exons. The coding region runs from base 814 to 2028 and encodes 404 amino acids.